Molecule: messenger RNA, 3182 nt
Organism: Ectocarpus sp. CCAP 1310/34
Lineage: Eukaryota; Phaeophyceae; Ectocarpales; Ectocarpaceae
Source: the annotation of a GenBank genome assembly
UCUCUUCUCUCCCUCUCUCUCAACGCGCACACCUUCUCUGUCUCUCUCUCUCGUUCUUCCCACGGGCUAGUAGUCGAGACCCAGAUCGCACCCGCCCAAGGCCGUCGAAUAUUCGACCCUCCUGAAGCAGCAGUAUGGUCCGAGUCAAGCCCUUCCGCGGCUUGCGCCCGCCUGCGGAGAUGGCCGCCGCCCUGUCCGCUCCCCCGUAUGACGUCAUCAACUCGGACGAGGCCCGCGAGCUCAUGAAGACGGCGGGUGAGACGUCGUUCCUUCGAGUCAACAAGCCGGAAGUAGACUUACCGCCGGAGAUCAACCAGUACGACGUCCAGGUCUACGAAAGGGGGAAGCAGAACCUGAAGAAAUUCCUCGAGAACGGCUGGCUGGUUCCCGACAAGACGCCUUGCUUCUACAUCUACGCACAGAAGAUGGGGGAGCACCUCCAGACAGGAAUUGUGGCGGGAGUGCCUGUCGAGGACUACGCGCUGGGCGUCAUCAAGCGGCACGAGAAGACUCAGGUGAAGAAGGAGAACGACCGGACUAGGUUGACGCAUGUGCAGAACGCCAACGCUGGCCCCGUGUUCCUGACCUACCGAACUAGCGAGACUGUGGACGAGAUUGUCGGCAAGAUGACGCGGGACACCCCCGAGGUGCAGUUCAGAGCGGAAGGCGGCACGGAACAUUCUGUGUGGGUCGUGAGGGACCCCGUGGACGUGUUCGCGAUACAGAAGGCGUUCGAGGGCGUCAAGACCACCUAUAUCGCGGAUGGGCACCACCGCAGUGCGUCGGCGUUCAGGGUGGGUGAGAUGAAGAUCAAGGAGGCGGUUGCAAGGGGGGACGUGGUGACGGGCGAGGAGCCUUUCAACUUCUUCCUGGCGGUGCUGUUCCCCUCCAAUCAGCUGCUCUGCAUGGAGUACAACCGAGUCGUUCGUGACCUGGCGGGCUUUUCGGACGAGGAUUUUCUCGAGCGAGUGUCGGUGAACUUCGAGGUGUCCAAGACGCCGGAGGGUUCGAAGGUGGAGCCCGGCCGCGUGAGGGAGAUGGCUAUGUGCCUGCGAGGGAGUUGGUACACGAUCCGAGCCAAGGAGGGGACUUUCCCCGCGGAGGACGUCGUAAAGUCGCUCGACGUUCAGAUCCUGUACGACAACCUUCUCAACCCCGUCCUCAACAUCGGAAACCCUCGAGCAGACGAACGCAUCAAAUACGUUGGGGGAAUCCGAGGAUCUAACGAGCUGCGACGGCUGGUGACAAACCCGGCACCGGAAGAAGGGUCGUGGGCGGUGGCGUUCUGCAUGUUCCCGGUAUCUGUGGAUCAAGUCAUGAGGGUAGCGGACGCCGAUCAGCUCAUGCCCCCGAAGGCGACUUGGUUCGAGCCUAAGCUUAGGUCGGGGCUGGUCGUGCGCUCGCUGGAUUCGCUGGAGGAAACAAGAUAGCCGUAAUAGCGGGCGCCAUGCAACAGUCGGUAGUUGACUGUGGUCUUCAAUUGUUAGCACCGUGUGAAAUUGGGUGGUUGUUGUCGCCGUCGUCGUCGCUGUCAGCAACGGCUUGGAAGAUGGCCGCCAGUCAUUCUACGGGUAGCCGUCAACUUUUUUUAGGCGUUUCUAGUCGGGGGGGUUGGGGUUGUCGUCGUUUUUAGCAUCGGCUUGAAGGUAGCCGCCAAGUUUGCAGGGCAUACUAUGUAGGGUAUGGCCGUCAUGGUGUUGGUUUGGGUGGCCGGCUAAACCAAUGAGAAAGCCGCAGCCGGACUAGACUGCCGAUAGAGGUUAAGGCGACAGCGCUUGAACAAAAGCCCGUCACGUAUGGAGAUAGCCGAUGGACUCGCCGUGACACUCGAAACUUUUUCGAAACGCCUACCCAUGUGGCCGGCGUUGCAUGUCUCGCCCCAAAUGCGUCUCCAGUCACCAAGCCCAGCCUCCAUUAGUCCAGUAGUACCUCACCGCUUGUUACGGUCGGUGCAAACGUGUAUGGCCUCCAAGGGGUCGGAGAUGCUGUGCUAUGUAUGCGUGUGGGGCGCGCCGUGACUAUUGCUGAUAUUCCUGCCUAUGGUCGAGGCAAUCGGGGCAGUCUUGAGGCGUUUUUGCUAACUUUUCGCGGGUGCAGGGCAGCCCACUCAUGUAGCCGAGUCGUCCACGUCGCAAUUGAGCCUGUAUCGGCCUAGCUAGAUUGUCGUUGUUUCAGAUUCGAUUUAGCCGGGGGCAGAUAGGCUCAUACCCGUCGACGAUGACAGCAGGGAACGGGGGCACGCGCGAAUGGUAUUGGCCAAGAGAAUAAUCCUUAGCGUCCACGAACGGUGCGCGAACUUCGUGUCGACGGGACACCAGUGGAACCGCUGUUUACACGCGAAGGGUAUUGCGAAAGGGAAACCUUCCUUGGCUUCCACGAACGGUGCGCGAACUUCCUGUCCACGGGACACCACCAGUAGAACCGCCGUAAGCUGUUUUGAGCUCCUUGACGCUAGUUGGAAAAACAUGUGUGAGCUACAGAAACAUGGUUCACAUGGCGAUAUCUGUAUCCACUCGAAGUGUUAAAGGUUGUAUUUACAUGUCUCAGAACCAGGAGGUUGUAGAUGGUGACAGGUAGGUCUUCUUAGAGAUACACUUAGAAUGGGUGGGGUCAGGGAAUUGGCACAAGUCUAUGUUCUUGCGAGCGAGGCCAAGAACAGACCAGAGAGUUCUUCGCUUGCCUAGUCCUUGCCUUUGUACGGUAAGGAACACCCACGUAGAGGGAGGUAGGACUCCGCGUUGACGGGGUAUAUACAUGGCGCGUUGAGGUUGAGAGUUUUUCGUCACGCAGCAGGGCGGAGUGUGUGCAUGUUGGUGGGGUGUAGGUUGAGCUUGUAGGCAAACUAUUAUUUUUUUUCCAUCUACAACAUGUGCGUGCUCCACACGAAGCGAGAUAGAUCGGCAAUCUUGCUCACUUGCUUCGACGGAUGUUCUUGUCUUCUUCCUUCGGGAGUACGGAACAGGAGAUUCUGGAAAGAAAGCAAGCGCCACACAGGUUGUCGGGGGGGUUUCUGUCAUGGACGCGAAGAUUAAGAAUCAACAUUUUUUUUAUGAAGCGACAGACCGGCCGGCCUGUGGAUGUACCUCCCAGUUUGUUGUCGCCGUUGGGGGAGCAGUAGAGGGGAGGGGAGAUGAAUGUGCGCACCGAUUCAGGACUGCUGGGAGGCACCGAAUGGCAAAGUU